AUGGGAAAUUCGCAGACCAAAGAAGCACGUGGGCAGGGCUCUUCUGGCUCUAGAGUCGGUGGCAGCGCCAGCGCAGCCUCUCGACAAGACGGACAAUCCAAUGGCUCCGAGUCUUCUCUACGGCCUUUGUAUUCGUCUCGACAGCGGAGAGGGAGUCGACCUGAUUUCUCUUUUCUCGGCAUUGGCGGAAAUAGUGAUCCGGAUGCUUCCUCGCUCGAAACAAGGCGAGAGACCAAACAGGAGAGAGAGGCAAGGAAGGCGGAGAAAGAACGAGCGGCAAGGAUUAAGGAGCGUGAACGUAGUAUGAGAGAGGAACAUGUCGAUGGCGGUUACCUUGUAACCCAGGGCGUCUACGUUGGUCCUGAAGAUUUUAGCAAAGCAAUUGUUCGACAACUUAUGAUCGAGCGCCGGCUGGCUCCAUUUUGGAGAGGCUUGAACGAUUUCUCAGACUCAUGGGCAGAACAUCAACUCAUGGCGGCUGCCAGAGGUAUGGCGAUCCCUCCAGCGGACGAGGUGCCUCCGGAACUCGAAUACCGGCUCACCAAAAAUCCACUGUCGGAUAAGACCAAGGAAGCUUCUCUUAAAAAUCUUACAAUCCCCAUUGGGCCAAGGUCACAAUCAUUCCAGUCGGACAGUUCAGCUCCGCUUUCGCCUGCUCCGAACUCUCUACCGCUUCCUUCACCGGCAUCACCACCACCCUCUGGUUCGCCAAACACCAACAUCUUUAGGAGCCGCGCCAAAACAUUAGCAUCUCUAACUACGUCCUCGCGAGGUAAUUCUCAGGCCGAGAUGGCACCUCGAGAAUUUCAGUUACCUCCGGACCCAUUUGUCAACGGACAGCCGAUUGAAGUUUAUCUAUACAAGGAUGCUUCGGAAUGCCCGAUCUGCUUCCUGUACUAUCCUCCAUACCUAAACACGACGAGGUGUUGCGAACAGCCGAUCUGUUCGGAAUGUUUUGUACAAAUAAAACGACCAGAUCCACAUCCUCCAGAACAUGAGCAGCCAGAUCCUAAUGCUCCUCCCAUUUCCGAAGCUGAGCGUGAAGCGCAAGCAGAGGGCCUACUUGUUUCUGAGAUUGCAACAUGUCCGUAUUGCAAAACCCCAGAUUUUGGUAUCACAUACACACCGCCACCGUUCCGCCGAGGCCUCACGUACGGUGCUGGAUCUCAACCAUAUCAAGCCAUGUCAGCAAUGUCCUCACAGACCUCACUUUCUUCAGGGAACUUGUCUCCGGGCCCUGGCCGAAGGCGUGGGACCUCCCUUUCUGCAAAUGCCCCCGAGGUCAUUACCACAGACAAGAUCCGCCCAGACUGGGCGACAAAGCUGGCAGCAGCACGGGCGCAUGCUGCUCGACGAUCUGCAGCGGCUACGGCAUUACACACUGCAGCAUAUCUUAUGAACGGUCAGGGUCCCGAGUCUCGAGCUUUUACAACUUUCGCCCGACGAAGUAUGCUUAGACGUCCCACGUUAGAAGGCGCGGAGAACGGACCGAGCGCAAACCUGAGCGCUCUUGCAAUGCUGGCAGAGAGACAUGCCGCUCGUCAACAGGAACAAUCAACUGUAGACUCUCGGAACCCUUUCCUCCCUCCCCCACGUGGCAGCAGUUCUCGAAGGAGUCGUAUGGACGAUUUGGAAGACAUGAUGAUGAUGGAGGCUAUUCGGUUGAGCCUAGCCUCGGAAGAAGAACGUCGCAAGAAAGAAGAAAAGGAAGCACGCAAAGAAGCAAAGAAGAAAGAAAAGGAGAAUAAGAAGGCAGAAAAGGCUGCUCGUAAGAACAGUCCUCUUACCAUGAACUCCAACAUCAGCAAUGGUGACGGAUCGAGCAGUCUGAUGGAAAGAUCCCAGAGCAACCUCUCUCUAGGUUUAGACGACGACUCCACCACAGAUAAGGGCAAGGGUGUCGAGCGCAGCGAAACUCCUCCCGCGGAAGGAACGAAGAUUGAAGACGAGACCCCUCGACCAUCCUACAUCCCCGCUUUAUCACUUUCUGGCACGAGUCAAGAAUCUUUGGCGUCUUCCAUCCCAAUCCCUGCUUCGGCUGAACCAUUUCGUCGGUCUCAUCUCCGACAAAUGUCCAAUGCAUCAUCAACUUCGUCUUCAUUUGUCGAAUCGGGCCCGGCGGCCACGUUUCCUGGCACAGGAACGCCACCGCCAGGAAGUCUGGAGCCGAUGUUCAAUUUCAGGAGUCUUGCUGCAAUGAUCGGCGAAGAUGAGAAAGGAGAAGAUAGUACACAUGUCGAAAAUGCCGACCGAGAUCACUCUCCCAGCUCUCUCGAGAAUAUCCAGGGCCAGUUUUCUUCAGCAAAAGGUGGAGAAUGCGCAGAGCCUGAAGAUAUGAGUCCCAGUGGGGCAUCUGAUUCGGACUCCAAAAAGGAAACCGAGGAGGAUCCAAGUAUGAGGAAAGGGAAAACUGUCGUCGAAACUUCUGCAGCGGUGUCCAAUGUCUGA
Messenger RNA from Rhinocladiella mackenziei CBS 650.93, 2448 nucleotides. RefSeq lists its product as uncharacterized. Bases 1 to 2448 code for a protein of 815 amino acids. Gene Ontology annotation, cellular component: cytoplasm. The transcript is spliced from 2 exons. Lineage: Eukaryota; Fungi; Ascomycota; Eurotiomycetes; Chaetothyriales; Herpotrichiellaceae. The record is from RefSeq and is a predicted model, not a curated record.